GGAUUUGGAAGAAAACAUCCCUCGACCAGAAAAAGAUAAUAUAAUAAUAAUAAUUGAGCUGCGUCAAAAUUGGAAUUGGGUGGAUUUCUUCCCUCGUCUGAUCUUCUCUCCGGCCACCGGAAGUCCUGAACUCUGUCGUUAAUCAAUCGUCUUCCUUCUCCUAACAAUGACCAGAAUUCACUGACCCAAAAUUCCCAAACCUGAUUAAGAAAGAGAGAUAGAAAUGAAGCUCUCUCUCAAUCUCCCAGAUGAUGACAACAACCACCACAAUCCAAUCCUAAAAGCCGAAUUACCCAUUUCAAUAUUCAAUCAGCCCUUCAAUUCCAUCUUCACCACUGCUACAAAUUCAUUUUCAGACAUCCACUUCUCUGUUUCCACCAAUUUUCCGACAGGUCCUUCCCUCAAACUCUCCUACUCUCCUCCCACCACCACCACUCCAUCUUCUCCUAUCUCUGUAUCUCUCAAGUCAGGUUUAGGCCUGUUUGGCUCUCCUCAUAAUUCACCUUUGGUUUUCUCUGCUCAUUUCUCCCUCUCUUCUGCAAGCCCCGUUGCCAUUAUCCCUACUUUCUCUCUCCACUUUAAGCCCCAGCUUGGCCAUUUCUCUCUUCACAAAAGAACUGCUUCCUCUUCAGAUCCUAACCCUGAUCCUGAUUCUGGGACUCACUUGGUAGCUGGAUCCCAUUUGGAUUCUGUCUCCUCUUCAAAUUUGGAAUUUGGAAAUGUAUAUGCCCCAGACUCUGUUGGGCCAAUGGGUUGGCAGGAAGUGAAAUUGGAGCCAGUUACUGGCAAAGAGAAAGAAGGGUUUGCAAACCCUAACCCUAAUGAUAUUGAUGGGGCUUAUGCUCCUAAUGGGGGAAUUUUUGGUUUUCUUCCAGAAAGGCAUUUGAUGCCGGAAGAUAGAAAGAAAGGUGGAUUUAGCGGAGUUGCUGUUAAGGCAAGGACAGUGGUUCCAUUAAGCAAAAGGGUGAAGAUGAAUUUGAGGUGGGGUGUGAAUUUGCCAGGUGAUAUGGGGAUAAAGAUGCCUUAUUUGACUGUAAAUAAGAUUGUGGUUGAGAGAAUUGAGGAGAUGAAAGAAACAAAAGAAAAGUCCUCUGAGUAUACCAAAGGUGAUUUGGAGUUGUUGAAGGGAAUGUGUUUUUGGAUGAGAAGGGAUUUGGAGAUAAUAGAAAAAGAAAAUAGAGACAUGAAGCAGAUUUUGGAGUACAUGAGAUCAAGAGUAUCGACCAGGAAUUUGAGAGGAGAAAAUAGUGUUGGGAAGAAAGUGCCUGCUUCUAGCGAUAGGUUGGGGGAGUUUUGGCAGUCGAAGAGGAAGAAAAAUGAUGAAGCAUAUGGGCAAACAGAAUUGAAGAAACCUACAAAUCCGGUUACUGAUUUGGAAAGUGAGUUGCAGAAGGCUAUAAAAGCUGCUGCUUCUUAACAAGGUUGGAAAUAUUUGCAGUGCUUUAUUUUCUUGCUUGUUUAGGAUCUGUAUAGUUCUAAGCUUUUCAGUUUAGGGUAAAUAAUGACACGUCCUCAAGACUUAAUAUUCUCAAUAGCUAGGCUUCCAAGUUUGAUUAAAGUAGUAUUGUUCUGUUUGGAGAGUAUUAGCAAAUAGCAAUAUAUAAUUAUAUAUAUGUUUUCUUAAUGAAAUGCUGAGACAUUUGAGAGAUGUAAUGGAAUUCAUGCACGUAGUAUUUCAUUAUGUUGGAAGCUUUUGAGUUCUA
This is a messenger RNA of Manihot esculenta (cassava), 1703 nucleotides long. RefSeq lists its product as uncharacterized. Bases 224 to 1417 code for a protein of 397 amino acids. NCBI's taxonomy places the organism in Eukaryota, Viridiplantae, Streptophyta, Magnoliopsida, Malpighiales, Euphorbiaceae. The transcript has a single exon. The record is from RefSeq and is a predicted model, not a curated record.